Molecule: messenger RNA, 925 nt
Organism: Quercus robur (English oak)
Lineage: Eukaryota; Viridiplantae; Streptophyta; Magnoliopsida; Fagales; Fagaceae
Product: accelerated cell death 11-like
Exons: 5
Coding region: 35-739 (234 amino acids)
Biological process (GO): ceramide transport; intermembrane lipid transfer
Cellular component (GO): cytosol; cytoplasm; membrane
Molecular function (GO): ceramide 1-phosphate binding; ceramide 1-phosphate transfer activity
Source: RefSeq, a predicted model, not a curated record
CCUUCUGUGUGAACCGCGAUCUAGCUCUCUUGCAAUGGCGACACGGGACAAUCCCGUGAGGAAGUUGGCAGAUUCACUUCAGGUGCUUGCUGAUACCGUAAACUCGGACAAUCCACACAUCAAGGUCAGCGACCUGGUUCAGUUUUGCCGUAUCAGUUAUACUGCCAUCUUUUACUUUGGCAUCACUGUUAAGUUUCCGGACCUGGACCCCCAAACCAAGGUGGAUCACUUUUUGGAAGCCUCAAAGAAAUACGACACAAUACAGGAUUUAGUGGAAAGUGAAAUUAAGAAUGGUACUGCGAGGGAUAAAGGUAGCCCAUGCAGAACCCUGGCGCGAUUUAGGCGUGUAAUUGACUUGGCGAGGGAAGUGCUUGAGAAAAUUCUUGCUAGCGGCAGAGUUGCUGCACAAUCGACCGAGGGGAACAGUCAACAAUAUUUGAGGCAAAAUUCAUUUGUUGAGACAUUUGCAGUAGCUUAUGAGCAAGUUUUUGUUCCAUAUCCUGGAUGGACUGCCGGUGAAUGUUUCAGUUUGUCGGUCGGUUUGUCCAAGAAUAUUGUGCUUGCUGCAUUGGAAGAACUUCCUCCUCCGGACCUCUUAUUGAAGAUUUUAAAUGAAGAUGAGGAUUCAUUGAAGGAGCCUAUUCACAAGUAUAUUAAUGCGGCAAAAGUUGUUCUGCAGUACAUUGACAGCGUCUUCCUAUCAACUGAAACAGGGGCUGAGAUGCUUAGGACGAUCUAGUUUAAAUUCCAUUUUGUCCAUUGCUUAUGAAGGAUGAUCAGUUUGUAACAUUGGCAUUGCAAACUAGUGUGAUUUCAUAAAGAAACCUGUAUGCUGCUCUACUGGUUUCAACUACGAAAACUAUGUCAGGAGUUUGUGCUACAUAAACAAUGUGUGUUUUGAUAAUGAUGUGAAAUUUGAUAACUA